AUGGAAUUAGGGUUAGAUCUCAAGAUCACCAAAACCAGACACGACAUGACCUCCAUUGUUUCUAACCUUCAUUUCGCCCAAGACAGUAAAGGAGGAUAUGUCUUCUUCUUUAAAGAAACUGAUACCAACUUCAUCCUUCAUGCCCAUCUCAAAGGGUAUAAGAGAAGGAACAUUGAGAUCAAGAUUAAUGAAGAUGGGAGUGAGCUGUGGGUGAGUGGAGAGAAGACAGUGGAUGAAAUGACCGUAAUGCCCUUGAAGAUGAAGAAAGAGGAGGAGAUGAACAUGAGAGAGUUCACAAGGAUGUUUAAAAUCCCAGAAGGGGUGGUCUUGGAUGGGAUCAAAGCAAUAUACGACGAAGAUGAAUGGAAGUUGACGAUUGUGAUGCCUAAAAUGGCGAAGGGAUUUCUUAGUAGGGUUGGGAUUAAAGAACCAGAAGAUCCAAGUGAAGUAGAUGAGAAGAAAGAAGAGUUUGAAGAAGAGGAAGAGGAAGAGGAAGAGGAAGCUCUAAUGAAGAAGAAGCGUCAAAAACAAAGGAGGCCAUGUUUUCCUUUGAUGCUUGGAGGAUCCGCUUUUCUUUUGUCUCUUAUAUUAUUUGCUAUACGCUUUAUCAGAUUCAAACACAAAUAACUUCAUAAUUCAAACAUUCUAAGCCUUCUUCUUCUUCUUAACGUUCUUAAUUCUAUACCGAGAUAGAGAGUCAUAUAGAAGAAUGAAAUUAUAUGAAUCCAAUGUAUUUUACCUCCCUAA
Molecule: messenger RNA, 747 nt
Organism: Neltuma alba
Lineage: Eukaryota; Viridiplantae; Streptophyta; Magnoliopsida; Fabales; Fabaceae
Exons: 2
Coding region: 1-627 (208 amino acids)
Biological process (GO): cellular response to heat
Source: RefSeq, a predicted model, not a curated record